Messenger RNA from Rhinolophus ferrumequinum (greater horseshoe bat), 2587 nucleotides. It is a transcript of the gene NEU4, whose product is annotated as neuraminidase 4. Bases 189 to 1646 code for a protein of 485 amino acids. The record is from RefSeq and is a predicted model, not a curated record. Gene Ontology annotation, cellular component: cytoplasm; membrane; lysosome. Lineage: Eukaryota; Metazoa; Chordata; Mammalia; Chiroptera; Rhinolophidae. Gene Ontology annotation, molecular function: exo-alpha-sialidase activity. Gene Ontology annotation, biological process: ganglioside catabolic process; oligosaccharide catabolic process. The transcript has 4 exons.
CACAGCCAGCUCUGCGGCUUUCCUGCGGGUGCCUGGUGAGUCCCCUCCCUGCUCGCUGCACCCUGGCUGCCGGGGGCCAGGAUCGGGCUCUUUCUGUCCCCUCUGGCUGCCCCUCUUUGGGCGGAGGGCCAUAGACCAAGAGAGCUUGGACCCUGCCUGCUGACCCGCUGGUCCUCGGCCCGCAGAGCAUGGGGGUCCCCCGAGUCCCCGCACGGAACGUGCUCUUCCAGAGCGAGAGAAGCGGCCUGACCUACCGCGUGCCUGCGCUGCUGCCCGUGCCCCCCGGGCCCACUCUGCUGGCCUUCGCGGAGCAGCGACUCAGCCCUGACGACACACACGCCCACCGCCUGGUGCAGAGGCGCGGCACGCUGGCGGGGGGCUCCGUGCUGUGGGGCGCCGCGCGUGUGAUGGGCACCGCGGCCCUGGAGGGGCACCGCUCCAUGAACCCCUGCCCGGUGCACGAUGCGCGCACCGGCACCGUCUUCCUCUUCUUCGUGGCGGUGCGCGGCCGCACGCCCGAGGCCGCACAGAUCGCCGCGGGCCGGAACGCCGCGCGCCUCUGCUGCGUGACCAGCCAGGACUCGGGGCGCAGCUGGGGCGGAGCGCGGGACCUCACGGCGGAGGCGGUGGGCGGCGCCGAGCGGGACUGGGCCACGUUUGCUGUGGGCCCUGGCCAUGGCAUCCAGCUGCGCUCGGGCCGCCUGCUGGUACCAGCCUACACCUACCGCGUGGACCGACGUGAGUGUUUUGGCAAGAUCUGCAGGACCAGCCCCCACGCCUUCGUUUUCUACAGCGAUGACCAUGGCCAGACCUGGCAGCAUGGAAGCCUCGUGCCCAACCUGCGCUCGGGCGAGUGCCAGCUGGCUGCGGUGGAUGGAGGGCAGGCUGGCAGUAUCCUCUACUGCAAUGCCCGGAGCCCCCUGGGCAGCCGUGUGCAGGCGCUCAGCUCAGACGAGGGCACCUCCUUCUUGCCUGGGGAACUGGUGCCCACCCUGGCCGAGACCGCCCGUGGCUGCCAGGGCAGCAUUCUGGGCUUCUCGGCCCCGCCCUCUUGCAGGUCUGGGGAUGAGGGAUGCUCAGUGGGUCCCAAGAAGGCCCCCUCCCUUCCAAGCCCGUGUCCUGGAGUCCAGACACCCCUAGAGAAGGGUGCUGGAGACACCCAAGGGGGUGGGGGGCUGGGUGGGACACAGGGGUGUGGGGACAGCCCAGGGGACCCUGUCCCUGGGGAGCCUAGCCCAAAGCCUGGGCUCGGUUGGGACAGGGGCACCUGGACUCUGAAGCUCCUUGGGCCCCCUGCUACCUUGUCUCAGGGCCCCACAUGGCUGCUGUAUUCCCACCCUGUGGGGCGCAGAGCUCGGCUCCAUAUGGGCAUCUAUCUGAGCAGAUCCCCCCUGGACCCCCACAGCUGGACGGAGCCCUGGGUGAUCUAUGAGGGCCCCAGUGGCUACUCUGAUCUGGCGUCCAUUGGGCCCACCCCUGAGGGUGCCCUGACCUUCGCCUGUCUGUACGAGAGCGGGGCCAGGGUCUCCUACGAGGAGAUCUCCUUCUGUCUUUUCUCCCUUCACGAGGUCCUGGAGAAUGUACUGCCACGCCCCAAGCCGCUCAGCCUCGGGUGCAAGCCUCGGGAGCUCUGCUGGCCGUGCUGAAGAGCCCUCUGGCCAGGCCUGUCCCCUCGGCAGCUGGGAGGAGGGGCAGGGACGAUGGGGGUGUCGUGACCCCAGGCCUGGGCAGAGCUCUGGGGCACAUGCUUCGAGGCACCUCUGUCCUUUGGAGAGUCGUGAGGGUGGGUCUUUGGGAAGGGCGCUGUGGAAUUACACAGAACUUCAGUUGUAAUACUUCCGAACAGGCAGGACUGGUCUUUGAGAAGGGGGCACGCAGCUGGAAGCCAAGGGAGGUGGGCUCAGUGGGGGCAGGAGGUGGGCGGUGGGCAAGGGCGACCCUGGACGACACUCGGGUUAAUGCUCCAUAGUCCUGGGGUCCUGGUGUUGGGGUCUUUAAUCUCACUCUGCUUUCUGCCUUUUGAAGGGGAAAUAAAGGGACGUUUCUCUUGAGUCUUUCUUUGUGAAAGCCCUGGGGAGGGGCCCCUACCCCAGCCCACUGCUCUGACCACCCACGCCCCACCUUGGCCACACUCUCCAAAGCUAGGACCCUCAGAGGUGGGGGCAGGAUGGGGACAGGAAAAGCGGAUCUAUCUUAUUGUGGCAGCCGCCAGGUGUGUCUGGGGUCUGCAAACAGCUGCCUUUCCAGCUGGAGGAGCAGACGUUGGGGCCCCCAAGUCAGGUCACCUCCCAGGACCUGUGUGCUCACAGAAGCACGUUUUUUAUUUCUUCUCCUUUUCAAAGUCUUCAUUUCUGGUUAUAAAAAUAAAACAUGCUCAUUGCAGGGAAUUUGAGAUAUGUAAAAAACUAUAAAGAAAAAAUAGAAAUGACCCCACAUGGAUCCCUGUCACGACCACGAAGCGAUGGUCCUUUUGGUGCUUCUCCUUGACUUUUUUCUUCUUUGGAAAUGAUACCGGUGUUUUAGCACAAGCACUCCCUCGUCUGUCACACUUCCGCCAGCUCCCUUUCGUGGUAUUAUUUCUUCACAA